Scophthalmus maximus (turbot) is the source of this 1658-nucleotide messenger RNA. Its product is annotated as proteasome subunit alpha type-6-like. Gene Ontology annotation, biological process: ubiquitin-dependent protein catabolic process. NCBI's taxonomy places the organism in Eukaryota, Metazoa, Chordata, Actinopteri, Pleuronectiformes, Scophthalmidae. Gene Ontology annotation, cellular component: proteasome core complex, alpha-subunit complex; nucleus; cytosol. The transcript is spliced from 7 exons. The record is from RefSeq and is a predicted model, not a curated record. The coding region runs from base 229 to 969 and encodes 246 amino acids.
AGUGGCUCCAUUCUCCUGCGUGUCGUUCAGCAGCAGCAGCAGCAGCAGCACAGACGAGCUGUAUCCCUCCGAUCUGCCUCUUCAAUAUAGUGAGAGAAUAACGUCCCGGUGGCUGCUGUGAAGAUACGUGCUGUCAAGUUCACCUGAGGUCAAGGAGUUGUGUGUGUGUGUGUGUGUGUGAGUGUGUGUCUGUGUGUGUGUGCGCGCGCGCCGGGGAAGAGAGAGAAAAUGUCGCGCGGCUCAAACGCAGGGUUCGACCGACACAUCACCAUAUUCUCGCCGGAGGGCCGACUCUACCAAGUGGAAUAUGCCUUCAAAGCCAUCUCCCACAGCGGGCUGACAUCUGUGGGGAUACGGGGCGCGGACAGCGUGGUGGUGGUUACACAGAAGAAGAUACCUGACAAGCUGCUGGACUCGUCCACUGUGACCAACAUGUUCAAGCUCAGCCCUCGCAUCGGCUGCGUGAUGACCGGACACAACGCGGACAGUCGCUCCCAGGUUCACCGGGCGCGGGUGGAGGCCGGAGAGUGGAAAUAUAAGUUUGGCUAUGACAUCCCAGCGGACGUGCUGAUCCGCAGGUUGGCGGACAUCUCCCAGGUCUACACGCAGAACGCUGAGAUGCGACCUCUCGCCUGCUGCAUGAUCAUGGUGGCCCUCGACCCCCAGCAGGGACCCGUCCUGUUAAAAUGUGACCCGGCCGGCUACUUCUGCGGCUUCAGGGCCACGGCCGUCGGCGCCAAGCAGACAGAGGCCAACACUUACCUGGAGAAGAAACUUAAGAAAAAGGCCGAACUGACCCACGACAGGACAGUACAGUUGGCUAUAUCCUGUCUGUCCUCUGUCCUGUCUUUGGACUUCAAGGCCAGUGAGCUGGAGGUCGGCGAGGUCACCAAAGAAAAGCCGAAGUUCAGGAUGCUGUCGGAGGCAGAGAUAGAAGUCCACCUGGUCGCCAUAGCAGAACGCGAGUAAAGUUGCCCUCACAAGCAUCGGACCACAAAUCAUCAUCAGCGUUUCGUGGUCAGUUUACUCGAUUUAGGUCAGGUUAACGACACUGUUAGUCAGAACAAGUGUACACAGGCACACUCAAGGGCGCAGGUCUCAGAAAAGGGAACCAGGAACAAGGAAUUAGGACUGAAGCUUAAGACACAGCCAAUAAUAUUAGAGUCAAAUUUAUAUUCACGAAUCACCGUUGGGCCAUCGCUUUACAUAUUGACCUGUUCAACAGAGCCACACAUCCAGCAGCACCGCUCAUUCCCUGAAAAAAGGAAUGGAGGUAUAAUGCACUGAUCAUCAGUAACUGUGUGUAGUAACACACUUAAAAUAUCAGGAUGAAGUAAAACACUCACUUCAUUUCCGGAAUUUCGGAAGUCGGAUUCUAAUAACCAUACAUUUUCAAUGUUAGCAUUCCUUCUCACUCACUUUACCCUGUGUCCCAGAAGAAACUGACGUAGGUUUGAUUCAUAGUAAUUUAUCAAACACUUUCCCCCUUGCGCUUCUUUUAAUUACAUGUGCUGUAGGAACGUGAUGUUUAAAUUCUGAACCUUCAGAUUAUGGAAGCUUGUUCAACACUGAAUGUUCUGUAACACCACCGUUGUAAAGAUGCAAUAAAAUUAAUCAUCUGAGCGAUGUCGUAAUAAAACACAACAGAAAAAUAUUAA